Molecule: messenger RNA, 1602 nt
Organism: Hyphopichia burtonii NRRL Y-1933
Lineage: Eukaryota; Fungi; Ascomycota; Pichiomycetes; Serinales; Debaryomycetaceae
Gene: SRP101
Product: Signal recognition particle receptor subunit alpha
Exons: 1
Coding region: 1-1602 (533 amino acids)
Biological process (GO): SRP-dependent cotranslational protein targeting to membrane
Cellular component (GO): endoplasmic reticulum membrane; signal recognition particle receptor complex
Molecular function (GO): signal recognition particle binding; GTP binding; GTPase activity
Source: RefSeq, a predicted model, not a curated record
AUGUCACAAUCCUUAAUAGUCUUUGAUGCAUCCGGUGUCGUAAGAUACCAAUACAACAAUAAGACCAACCCAUUUAAUGACUUUAUUUAUGCAAUUGCUAAUGAUACCGUGCUUUACCAUGAUUCGAACUUCAUUUCUUUUAAAUCGAAUCAAAGAAAAUUUUAUAGCAUAAAAAGAGACAAAUUAUAUACUGCUUUAUACUUUGAGGUUGUUACUACUAUUGACCAAGAAAAGAUUAGGCAAACGUUGAAUGAUGUUUUGAAAACAUAUCUUAAAUUAACUGAAAAUGAUGAAGAUUCAAGUAAGUUGAAAAAAUUGAUUGAUUAUCAAUUUAACCAAUUAAUGCAAUAUAAACAACAAGUGAAAGCUGUUGAUAAUCCUUCUUCUGCAUCUCCCAUAAAUAGCGGCACAAGCACGCCUAAGAAAACCCACGUAACCAAUUCGAAGAAGAAGAUGAGAAAAUGGGAUAAUGGUGAAAUGGUUGAAGAUGGUGUUGAUGAAUCAAUACUAGAUUAUUCUGAGAGUAAAGAAGGAUCUGUUGGUCCAAGUGAUAAUACCCAACAGUUGAAAGUUGAUUUAUCUUCUUUUAGUCACCAAGAUGAUUUGAUUUUGGUUAAUGAACUAAAUGAUAUUCUAGAUGAUAGUGAAGAUGAUGAAACCACUCAAGAUGGUUCAAGUAAAUCGAAAGGAGUUUCAAGUUUUUUCAAUAAACUUAGUUCUUAUUUCGGAUCAACUGUUGAUAUACAAGAAAUAACAAAAAAAUUUCAAGAUCAAUUAGUUUCUAAAAAUAUUCACCCAGCAACUUCAAAAUUAAUUCUUGAACGUAUAAAUAAUAAAUUUGGUAAUAAGACUCAAGUUACUCCAAAAGAGUACAAAGAUGUUUUAGUUGAAGAACUAACUAAAAUUUUAACACCAAAUGUUUCAACCGAUUUAUUAUAUGAUAUCAAAGGCAGAAAUAACCAAAGACCUUAUGUCAUAUCAGUUGUUGGUGUUAACGGAGUGGGUAAAUCAACAAAUUUAGCAAAAUUGGCUUAUUGGUUUUUACAAAAUAAUUUAAACGUCUUGAUUUGUGCUUGCGAUACUUUUAGAUCUGGAGCUGUUGAACAAUUGAAAGUUCAUGUUAACAAUUUGAAGACUUUGAAUAACUCAACUUCUAAAAUUGAUAUUUUUGAAAAAGGUUAUGGUGGUGGUGAUCAUGUUGUUACUACAGCUAAACUGGCAAUUAAUCAUGCUCAACAAGAAAGUUAUGAUAUAGUUUUAAUCGAUACCGCCGGUAGAACUCACUCAAAUGCUAAAUUAAUGACCCCAUUGAAAAAAUUUGGAGAUGCCGCUAAUCCUGAUAAGAUUAUAAUGGUUGGGGAAGCCUUAGUUGGUACUGAUUCAAUUGAUCAAGCUAUAAACUUCAAUAAUGCUUUCGGUAACAGAAGAAAUCUUGAUUUUUUCAUCAUUUCAAAAGUUGAUACAGUUGGUGAUUUAGUCGGUACAAUGAUAAAUAUGGUCAUGGCAACAAAAGUUCCUAUCUUAUUCAUGGGUACCGGCCAGACUUACACUGACAUUAAAAGACUCAACAUUAAAAGAAUCGUUGAUAUGUUAACCAACUAA